Molecule: messenger RNA, 537 nt
Organism: Dentiscutata erythropus
Lineage: Eukaryota; Fungi; Glomeromycota; Glomeromycetes; Diversisporales; Gigasporaceae
Source: the annotation of a GenBank genome assembly
AAUAUUCAAAAUACUAGAUAUUUAGGAAUUUUUUCUAAUGAAAGUGUAGUUGAUAAUUGGUAUAAAGCUGUAUUAGAAUUAUCAAAAAAGAAUCCUUGUGAGGUUAAAUAUUCUAUUGAGAAGGUAUCUCGGGAAUGGUAUACAUUACCUCAUUCAGAUCAUAUUAUUCAUGUAACUCAAAAUGCUCCUGAAAAUGAAUUAAAACAAUUUAAAGAAAAAUGUUUUUGGUUAUUAAUGGACGAUAUGGGGGGUAGACAUAUACCUUUAAUUAAUAAUUUUGGAGAAAGUGGAGGAGGUAAUUCAGGUAAUAACAACCCCAGAUCAAAUUCAGGUUCUGGAAAUACAUCUGGUAAUCCUGGUUCAAAUACAGGUCAAGGAGGCAAUACAACUGGUGAAAAUACAAAAGGUUCAGGAAAUAGUACAGGAUCUAAUUCAAAUGAAUCAGGUGCUAAUAAAUCUAAUAAUUCCAGAUCUGGUUUAAGUCAAAAACAAAGAUUGGCUCUUGAUGAAAUAUUUAAAAAUCUUCAAAUACAAUGA